Molecule: messenger RNA, 381 nt
Organism: Durusdinium trenchii
Lineage: Eukaryota; Dinophyceae; Suessiales; Symbiodiniaceae
Source: the annotation of a GenBank genome assembly
AUGUCCACCAUCAGUUUCCCACUUGGAACCAAUCGUCCCACCAACCAGCCUGACAUUCGCAAUUCGUGCGGAUUUGAGGAAAAAGCUGAACCAAAUUCGCAGCCAAGCAGCAUUGUCGUGCACUCACCGAAGAGCGCGCUGGCCGAACAUCGUGCAGAAAGUACGAACAACAGACCAGGCAAGCACAUUGGCAAAGUAUGCCGGAUUGAAGCCAUGACUGGUGCCUAUGUCGACCGAGUGUCCUUUUACAUGCGUGAUGGCGCCAAGCACGUCUAUGGUGGGGAUGGCGGAGUGCAUCCUCAGAUAUGGCACUUGGAUGCUUGCCAUCGGAAUCGUAUAUCCACACAAGCCAAAAAGAGUGCCAAUAAUAUAUGUAUAUAA